GUGGGCCGAUCCCGACCAAGGACUCGAGCCGUGAAGCAAGCCCUAGGCAGGUUACAGCAAGUCCAUUAGGAGGGUCUGUGCAUUUUGCACGGCAUGGUCGAACCAAUGGCGAUGUCGAGGUCCGAGCUUCCUCUUGAUCUCCUGCCGCGCAUUGUCAGCUUCCUCGAUUCGCCCCACGACAUCUAUCAGCUCUGCUUGGUGUGCCGGAAGUUUGUGUUCUACUGCAGGGAAGCACUAUACGAUGGCUCUCGCUUCAGGUGCUGCAAGCCAGAUUUCGGGUCUCGCACGGAUGAUUAUCGUCGAGUUGGUGCUGCCUCACCUGGGUCCGCAACCCCUAUGAUGCUGAGUUGAUUCCGGCCUAUUUUUAGUUUGCUAAAUUAUUGGGAACGCUUGGGCGCUUCCCCUAUCUCUCUGCGCAUGUGGAGGAAUUUGUCUUCCCCGCGUUCAAUGCCGCGCAUGAGCGAUACAAC
Cantharellus anzutake is the source of this 470-nucleotide messenger RNA. RefSeq lists its product as uncharacterized. The transcript has 2 exons. The annotation marks the transcript as partial. Lineage: Eukaryota; Fungi; Basidiomycota; Agaricomycetes; Cantharellales; Hydnaceae. The record is from RefSeq and is a predicted model, not a curated record. Gene Ontology annotation, molecular function: protein binding.